This is a messenger RNA of Gossypium raimondii (Peruvian cotton), 1548 nucleotides long. RefSeq names its product dof zinc finger protein DOF4.6. The record is from RefSeq and is a predicted model, not a curated record. Bases 199 to 1011 code for a protein of 270 amino acids. Gene Ontology annotation, biological process: regulation of DNA-templated transcription. Lineage: Eukaryota; Viridiplantae; Streptophyta; Magnoliopsida; Malvales; Malvaceae. The transcript is spliced from 2 exons. Gene Ontology annotation, molecular function: DNA binding; DNA-binding transcription factor activity.
UCAAGUGCGCUCUCUUUCUCUCUCUUUCAUAUCAUAUUAGUAGUAGGCCAGCACAUGGAACCUCACCACAAAUUUCUCUGUGUUUCAGUUUUUUUGGCUUUUAAGACCAGCUCUUCCUAGCGAAGUGGGUAAUUUCAUCUCUUUGAAUACUCCAUAGCUUUUCCCUUUCCUUUUCCACCUUUUCUCACUCUUUUAUCCAUGGAUAGUGCUCAGAGGCCGCAGGGAAUUGAGGUAGUUAAGCCCAUGGAAGCUUCAAGAGGUAUGGUAGAGAGAAGGACUAGACCUCAAAACGAUCACGCUUUGAACUGUCCCAGGUGCAAUUCAACCAACACCAAGUUUUGUUACUAUAAUAACUACAGUCUUUCUCAGCCAAGAUAUUUCUGCAAGACUUGUCGAAGGUAUUGGACUGAAGGUGGCUCCCUCAGGAAUGUUCCUGUUGGAGGUGGUUCAAGGAAGAACAAGAGGGCUUUAUCAUCAUCAUCACCACCACGACCACCAGCUUCAUCGAAAAAGCUUGGUGAUCUAACAACCCCACCUACUCCUCAAAACCCUAAAAUCCAUGAAGGUCAAGACCUUAACCUAGCUUACCCACCACCAACCGAGGACUAUAAUAGCUUGCCAAAGUUCGUUGAGGUGCCCUACAGCCACAAAAGCGACCAUCGGAACUCUACCUCCUCUUCAACUCAUCUCAAUGCUAUGGAGCUCUUGAAGACUGGUAUUAAUUCAAGAGGCUUGAGUUCGUUCAUGUCGAUGUCGGUUUCUGAUUCUAAUACGGUAUACUCAAGUGGGUUUCCAAUGCAAGACUUCAAACCGACUCUGAAUUUUUCCCUUGAUGGACUGGAAACUGGCUACGGGAAUCUUCAAGGGGUCGAGGAAAGUGGUGCAAGGCUUUUCUUUCCUAUGGAGGAAUUAAAGCUGGUUCCGAGCAAUGCUAACGAAUUGGAGCAGAAUAGAGGACAAGGAGAAUCUACCGGUUACUGGAAUGGGAUGUUGGGGGGAGGACAUUGGUGAUAGGAACAUCCAAAAGUAACAUGGUUUAACAGGACGAAGUUGGACUUCAUGCUUUCCUUCUUACAUAAUCGGUGACUAGUUUGAUUACUAACAGCAGGUACUUUUGGGAAAUGGUUAGCUUUUUACGAGCUCGUUUGAUUCCCUUUUUACUUGUAUUGUUGUGCUGUAGUAGUACCUUUCUCUACUCUUUGAUCAGUGUGGGUGUUUGAAGCUUCUUUUAGGACGGCUUCAAAAGGUUGACAUCAAGUGGUGUGUGUGUGCAUAAAUAUAAAAAGAGCAGUAAACUAUGCGACUAGGCACCAGGCAUUAAUCGAAAAGACGAGAGGAACUAAAAGUUCUUGGUUACUUGCUGCUUCUUGGGAUUGGAUUGCACUAUGAUUUUGGUUACACCCUGGUUGUUGAUCUUCUAAUAGUGUGUGCCAUGUUGUUAGGUAGCCGAAAAACAAUGUAAUUAGCAGUUUGAUGGGCAGAUAAUGACUUUGGUUGAAUUAAGAAAUUGUGAUUGGUGUACUUAGUUAUAAACAUGGAUUUUGUGUA